Molecule: messenger RNA, 1541 nt
Organism: Culex quinquefasciatus (southern house mosquito)
Lineage: Eukaryota; Metazoa; Arthropoda; Insecta; Diptera; Culicidae
Biological process (GO): DNA integration
Molecular function (GO): nucleic acid binding
Source: RefSeq, a predicted model, not a curated record
CUGGACAAGGGCCUACUACGAGUGGGUGGCAGAUUGCAGCAGUCGGAGUUGCCGUUCGAGACCCAACACCAACUUCUCCUCCCGAAGCAUCGCGUUACCAACCUGAUCGUUCGAGCGUAUCACGAAGAGCACCUGCACGCGGGGCCAUCGGCCUUGCUUGCGACGCUGAGGAGGCGGUUCUGGCUGAUCGACGGACGGUCGACAGUCCGGAGCGUUACAAGGAGCUGCGUGACGUGCUUCCACGCGAAGCCUCGCGGCUCGAGCCAACUGAUGGGACGGUUGCCGUCCUGCCGUGUGACGCAAGCCCUCCCGUUUGAAGAGGUCGGCGUAGAUUACGCCGGGCCCAUUUUCGUCAAGGUAGGAACCCGAAAGCCGCAACUCGUGAAGGCCUACUUCGCGGUGUUCGUGUGCAUGUCGACCAAGGCCGUCCACCUGGAGCUAGUCUCGGACCUCACGACCGAGGCAUUCUUGGCCGCCCUCCAGCGCUUCGUGAGCCGACGCGGCGUGCCUCGCACGAUCCAUUCCGACAACGGGACGAAUUUCAAGGGGGCCAAGGCGGAGUUGCACGAGCUGUUCCUGCUGUUCAACCAGCGUGCGUUCAACGACCAGAUAGCGACCUACUGCCAACCGAAGGAGAUCACCUGGUCGUUUAUCCCUCCGGGGGCGCCGAAUUUCGGUGGCCUCUGGGAGGCGGCUGUAAAAAGCACGAAAUACCAUCUCAAGCGCAUCCUCAAGAACGCACAACUCACCUUCGAGCAGUACGCCACUGUUCUCGCGGAGGUCGAGGCGGUGCUAAAUUCGCGGCCCUUGUUCGCUACGUCGGCGGACCCCGCGGAUCCGCAAGUUCUGACGCCGGGACACUUCCUGAUUGCGCGACCCCUUACGGCCAUCCCGGAACCAGUCUACGAGGGGACACCCACCAACCGGCUGUCGAAGUGGCAGCACCUGCAACUCCUGCGCGAACAGUUUUGGCGAACCUGGAAGCGCGACUACCUGACGAGCCUCCAGCCGAGAGGCAAGGACAACAAGGAGAAGCCGAACGUGCGUCCGGGAAUGGUGGUUUUGCUGGAAGAAAAGGACGCGCCGCCACUACAGUGGAAGAUGGGAAUUAUCCAGCAAACUUACCCGGGACCAGAUGGAUUCGUACGCACAGCGGACGUGAAGGUUGGUGGAACAGUCGUCCGGCGUCCGAUCACCAAGCUAUCCGUCCUCCCGAUUGAGGACAACGAGCAGACUGCAGACCACGGAGCGAUUCCUGCUGGGACUUCUCCCCAGCCCGGGGGGAGGAUGUUGGCUGCUUGACGGAUCGAGCUGAUUUGGCAGCACUGGUCGAGCGCCGCAGCCAGAUUGCUACGAUCGGUUUUCCCACCUUGCACAACCUCGGCGCGCAACGGCGGCCGUUGUGCGCGACGACGAAGAAGGAGAAGAGGAGAGAACGACGCUCGGCGCCAUCUUUUUUCAUCACUCGCUUACAAGUGCUCGCGGAAACAACACGUUCUUUACGCUUUAGUUUAAUUAGUUUUAAUAAAGUAGUGUUAAAG